Messenger RNA from Fonsecaea nubica, 2244 nucleotides. RefSeq lists its product as hypothetical. Gene Ontology annotation, cellular component: extrinsic component of membrane; GID complex. Gene Ontology annotation, biological process: protein catabolic process in the vacuole; proteasome-mediated ubiquitin-dependent protein catabolic process; negative regulation of gluconeogenesis. The record is from RefSeq and is a predicted model, not a curated record. Bases 1 to 2244 code for a protein of 747 amino acids. NCBI's taxonomy places the organism in Eukaryota, Fungi, Ascomycota, Eurotiomycetes, Chaetothyriales, Herpotrichiellaceae. The transcript has a single exon.
AUGUUCAUUCACGCGCAGGACACCCGCCCCUCGACUCCUCCUCCCAAUACCUAUCUGCGACAACUCGAAGAAGCCAUCGCCACUCCUGUUCCGGACCUCGCCUCUACCCUUAAUCUCACCUCGACUGAUCGCGAUGCACAAAACGAGGAAUGGGCAAAUCAGCCUCAGCCUCAGCCCAACGAGGCUCAAGGUCCUGCUCCAGGGCGAGCUGGCAUUGACAUGAUUUCGUCCACACAUGCAGAGGAUGGAGAGUGGUUUGCUGAGAGUCAGACACGAGGAUCCAUGAAUAACGAAGAGUCGGGGUUGUUGGUUUAUGUCAUGUCAAAUGGUCUGCCAGUCGAACAACUUUACGAAGGCCGCAUGUCAGGUCGAACAACAGCAAACAACCAGCUAGGACGUGGCUCAUUUCGUAGAUUGGGUUCGCUAGGUUCCCGAUCCAGGUCGACAAUACCACAAUAUUCCGACGACAGCGAUGCCGAUAUUGCACCUCUCAGGAUGGCAGCAGACCUGAGCUCCAGCACCAAUACAAGGAACCAUUUUCUUCAGCUUGCAGGUGUUCUGCAGCGAUACAGAUCAAAUCGUGGCGCCUGGGGGCUUUCCAGGGGCUCGGAUAUGGGCACGGUACCCACUGCCAGUGCUUUGCGAGCCCUCUGGAAUGAAGAAACUGACGAGGGAGUGGCUGUCACGAUGCCCAGUCUAGCAGGACUUUCCGCUGCCCAGCGAAGAGAGGCUGUCUCAAGACAUGCGCAAAACGUCCAGGGCCCUGCUGAGUCUCGAUCUGCGGCGUCAAUUGAUGCGCAACGAUCCGACGCAAGAAAGCGGGUGAGGAAAUUGAUCUGCUAUCUCUCCCGGUUACGACAUACCGGCAUAGAAGGUGGUCUCGAGGCAGCCAGAAAACUGGGCCUUGACUCCUUGUACGCGUCAGACGACUCCAAUGCCCCGAGCGACCUUCCCAUGCACAUUAACAGCCUCCCAAUUCCACAGUACAGCUCUUGGUUAACAGCCGGAAUGGUGUGGCAUGGCCUCCAGUCUACAGACCGCCAACCUGUCCGGACGCUUCGUUCCUCGGCUGCAAAUAUUCGUCGUGAAAGACAGCGCGGGCAGAUUCGCCGAACCAUAGCUCGACGGGGAGAAGCUUUUCGCGGCACUGGCGGCAGCGAUGAGGCUGCCGAAUUUGACACCCAGACCCUGCGAACCGCAGAGCGCUAUCUCUCCGACUUGAUGAGGCAGGAGAGCAACGGCCAAUGGACCUCAUCGCCGUCCUCCAAUCCUCUGCACACCACUUCUCAGCCGCCUGAGCCUGAUCACUGGCCGGUAAAGGUUGUGAUCCAUUCCGUUGACUGGGAAGCCAUGACCGUGACUGGAAUCAUGUCCGCCAGCCAGAUGCCGGAAAAGCCUUCUUCUUUGUACCAAUCCGGUGCCCGACAACCUCAAGGCACAACCCCAGACACAAUCACCAGCAUGUCCAGUUUUUUCGUGGGAGAGAUCAUCGAUUUCCGACGACAGCCCCUGGAGACGGAGAAAGAGGGCCGAGACUACGACGUGGGCGGCGUCGAUGUGGAUGCGAGAUACUGGGGACGUCUGGGACCUUUCAGCAAAGAGAUUGACCGAAUCCGACAUUUGCGUGGGAAAAAAAGGACCGAGUAUCAACAGAGCAGCGCGCUCUGGGACGCGUUUCGGAAAGCGGCUGCAGGGGAAGAUGCGCACAAAGAUGCUCAAGAUGCCUCCAACGCAGACUCCCCUUCCACCGACGACACGACCGUCGACGACUCGCCCACCAAAGUUUUGGAGAGUCCUGAGGACAAGGAAGCGGAAGCGGAUGAGAUUAUAGCUCGCAGCCUGAGCAGUGCUAAGUGGAUUGAAGAGAAGCUGGGCAAGGAGUGGAUUCUAAUGCGCUGGAAGGAACAAUGUUUCGUGGAUCCUCCGGAAAGCUCUACGAGGCCUGUCUUCACCACGCCUACCUCGGGAACAGGGCAAUCGACAAGGCGGUCGACUCGGGCCAAUAUUGGCGGACCUGCAUCGUGGGGACUGACGAUUGCGGGCUUCUACUACAUCGCCCUGAACCGUCUGACAGGGGAGAUUGACGGCUUGUACUACGACCCUGGAUCCCAACCCUACCAGACGAUCAAGAUGCUCCCGGAGGGUACAACUGUGUCACAAUCCCGGCCAUGUGGCUGCGGAGAGAAGGACUGUAAGGAUCCUGUCGGGAUCAGGAAAUGGUUUCCGGCUAUUGAGCUUCAGUAA